Pristis pectinata (smalltooth sawfish) is the source of this 1893-nucleotide messenger RNA. Its product is annotated as transcription factor SOX-30-like. Gene Ontology annotation, molecular function: DNA-binding transcription factor activity, RNA polymerase II-specific; sequence-specific double-stranded DNA binding. The coding region runs from base 1 to 1893 and encodes 630 amino acids. The transcript has 6 exons. NCBI's taxonomy places the organism in Eukaryota, Metazoa, Chordata, Chondrichthyes, Rhinopristiformes, Pristidae. Gene Ontology annotation, cellular component: nucleus. Gene Ontology annotation, biological process: regulation of transcription by RNA polymerase II. The record is from RefSeq and is a predicted model, not a curated record.
AUGCCCAACCCCCAAGGCAAACUACCUCCCCUCCCCAACUCGGGGCUCCCCGGCCCGUCCACCCCCCAGCAUCUCCCUCGCCCACUUUCCCCAGCCUCACUCGACCCACCCACGGCCCAGUCCCUACCCAGCAACUGCCGCUGCCUCCCCAAUGUUGCCACCGAGAAGUCCCCAGGACCCUUGCCUCGCCCCAGGGCGCUCGGUGCCCGUGAGCUGCGCCCGCACUUGAGCCCCCGAGGCCCAGCCGCCGCCGCCACCCUCACCUUCUGCCCGACACGAUACGACCCUCAACUACGGCAGCGAACGGCGCGCCGCCGGACUGACGGCCGCCCACAGGCCCGACGCGCCGUGGGACCACUGCGGACGCAACCACACUCACAAAGGAGUGAAAAUAAGUUUGUUUCAGGGUUAAACUCAAGAAAGGAUUAUAGUGAUCAAAAUAUUGCUGACCAACAUGCGACUGAAAAGAUAAAAAUAGAAGAUGAUGAGCAUUAUAAACCUAGUUCCAACAGGGGAACUCAGCAGACUAAAGAUUUAUUAUUCUUGAAGGACCUGAAUGGAACUGAUGGGUCACAACAUUCAGAUCUGAAACUUCCAAUAACUUUACACCCACUUCCACCUGGAAUCAAACUUCAGCUUCAAGGUUCAUCUUCCACGUGCGAUGUUGUCAAAUUUGCCAAAUUAUCUGGACCGCUAGCAUCAAACAAUUUGAGCGACAUUAGGUUACAGACACAAGUGGACCCAUCCUUGAAGAUCAACACUAUAAAUGUUCCUCUUACUGUCCCUCCUACUGAAGCAGAAAUCAAUGAUAUGCCACCUUCCAAAGACAGAAGUGGGCACAUAAAACGCCCAAUGAAUGCAUUUAUGGUUUGGGCACGAAUUCACAGACCAUCAUUAGCCAAGGCAAACCCCAAUGCUAAUAAUGCUGAGAUUAGUGUCCAGCUUGGCCUGGAGUGGAAUAAAUUGACUGAAGAACAGAAGAAACCUUAUUAUGAUGAGGCACAAAAGAUAAAAGAGAAACAUAGGGAAGAGUUUCCUGGUUGGGUGUACCAGCCUCGGCCAGGGAAAAAAAAACGAUUUGCAUUGGGUGUCCCUUCUAGUGUCUUUCCUGGCAGUGGUCAAAAUAUUGUUUCUACAGCUCCAGCAACAAUUUAUCCCUAUCGACCAGCCACCUACUCAGUAGUAAUUCCAAAUUUACAGACAAAUGUUAAUCGGCCAUCAGUUAUUGAGCAAAGGAUACCUACAAUGUCAGUGGAUGUUGGCAAACGAAAUUCUUCCAGUGAAACUAAUAAUACUCACAACAGAGGUGCAAUGCCUGAAGUCCCAGCACAAAAGGAGAUACCCACUGUGCCCAACUGCCCCAGAAAUCCACCACCAAUACCUUCGGCAACACUUCCACACCCACAUGCUUACCAGCAUCCACCAAUGGGACAUGCUGCUAACCUGUUUGGAGCUGCUGCUCGAUUUCCUUUUCACCAUCCUUAUUUCUUGCCUGGACCACCCUACUUUCCUUCAAGUACUUGUCCUUAUAGCAGACCACCCUAUGGCUACGGUGACUUUGCAAACAGCAUGUCCGAAUGCCUAGGCUACUAUGAGGACCGAUACCAGAAGCACGAGGCUAUGUUCUCAGCGCUGAAUAGAGACUAUCCUUUCAGGGAGUACCCGGAUGACUGUCAACGCAAUGCAGACUCCAGAAGCAAUAGCAGCAUAGAGGAAGGGCCCCACUCUAACAGCCUAGGAGGAGAAGAGUAUCUGAACUCUAUGCCACAGCUGGAUGUUGGAGCACUGGAGAAUGUGUUCACAACCCCAAUGUCUGCUCCAUCACAGCCUCAGAGAGUGGAGAUGGUCCACAGUGAUGAUGAACAAGAAGGCAAAGUUUUAAAAAGCCUGUAG